UAUAAAUUGAUACCACAGAAACAGAUAUAUUUAUUUGGCAGUAUAAUUUAAACCACAGUUUAAAUUGCUGUGCAUUUUAACACAAACCUGUCGUCAAACAAUAGCAGCAGCUUGUUCAUGGUGUAGCCAUGUGGUUUCUGUCAAAACACACACACUUCGUUUGUUCAGGCACUGACAUAUGUAGUUUUUUUUCCACCCUAACAGGGCCUGAGAUUCAGGUUUCUGCUGAAGCAUGACCUAUUAAUGAACCAUCACCUCAAACCACAUAGCAGGCAAGAGACAGAGAAAAAAAGCUGACAUCAACACAUGUACAGUGAGCUUCAAACCUGCCUGAGAAAUAAUUCCUCCAUUCAAGCUUGGAGAGUGGAAGAACAUGGCAAAAGUGAUGUACCUGUGUUUGUGCUUCUGGCUGGCAGCAGAACUACCAGGCCUGACAGCGACUCCAGAGGGACUGAGGGUGAGACAGCACCCUCCCCAUCUCAGUGUGAUGAGGGGUGAGACAGCAACCCUGUCCUGUCAUUUCAAAGUCGAAUCCCUCACGUACGGAGUUCAGUGGUUCAAAAUGAAGUCGGGAAAGCGGUUCAUCCCAAAGUCAUCCAGGCAGAUCCUUUUGGAGAAGAACCAAACCUCAUCCCUGGUGAUCACUAAGGUUACACUGGAGGAUUCUGGGUGGUAUUACUGUGAGGUCAACGUCCUGCAGAAAGAUCCAGAGUGGGGCAACGGCACUGAGCUGAUCGUCUUGGCUGCACCUUCUGCCCCCAAAAUCUUCCUCCAGACUCCUUCAAACCCACAGACUGGUCGGUGGGCUCUUCUCUGUCUCACUGGGGGAUUCCACCCCAGCACGCUUACCCUCAUAUGGACCUACCAAAGCACAGGAGAUGUUCAAUUAUCAGUCACCAACUGCACUCUUCCUGCUGGCAACCAACACCUUAAUCUGUCUGACGCCCCAACCGCUAGUGCACUGCUGUCCUCAGACUGGUUGGUGAACUCAACAAAUCAAUGCUUACAAGUGAUGGACAACCACACUCAGGCAGUUUACCUCUUCAGCGGGUUUUAUCUCCCACUGAAACAGUCCUUGGACACACAGAUCAUCUUCACCUGUGGGGUGCAGGACCACCCUGCCAUGACCACGGCCCUGACAACCUCUUUCACGUGGGAUGCCACCCCUAAUGAGCUGAUUAUGCACUUGAAUAUUGCUAAGAUGUGUUUCCUGUCUGCGGUAACCGUGGUGUUUUUGUUGCAAGCAGUCAAACAUUUCUACACGCAGAGAAAAUGAUCCCAGCCAUGAAAUCAAAAAUGAAAUCACCGAUGACAGAAAAGGACUCAUCAGCAGACCAACCUUUGACAAACAUCACAGAAUCGUGUAUUAAUUCUGACGCACUAGUUCAUUUUGUACUAUGGGUAAAUGUUUGUGUGCGUACAAGCUGCUCCCUCUUGUUCGUAUUAGAUUUUUUUCCAUUGCUCUGUUUCAAACCUCUUCCUGUCCUCCAUAUUCUGCUUGACUUAGUAUAUCCUCCAAAUGUUGAUGCACUGUCGAUUCCUCUGUGCACCUAAAAGCUGUUUAUCUCAGUAAAUCUCCAUCGCUGCAGCUUGCUGACUAGCGUGUUUCUGGAUUUGCUUAUUGUGUCAGUCGACUGUAGCCUGCUCAUCGUAGUUAUUCACACAUGCCACUGUCAAAAUGGAUGCUUCAUGCAUGAUGCAUCUAUCAAACAGUGAUCAGCUCCACCUCCACAUGGGCCUAAUCCUCACAAAGCAGGAUUAUAUAGUUGAUGCUGGCAAUUCCUUGUUUGAUAGUAUUGUUUAUGUUUGCGCUGCGUGCGCACUAUGAUUGUGAUUUACUGGUUGGAGGAAGUUAAUUUUACACAUAAUCCCGCCCACGCUGGAAGGAAUAAUGACAAAUAAUUGAAUUUCUAAUAAGAUGAUGUGCUGUGCCUGCAGGACUGGUGUGAAAAUGAGCUUUUUGUUCAAUAAACCUGUGAAUAAUCACA
This is a messenger RNA of Thalassophryne amazonica, 1988 nucleotides long. RefSeq names its product tyrosine-protein phosphatase non-receptor type substrate 1-like. Lineage: Eukaryota; Metazoa; Chordata; Actinopteri; Batrachoidiformes; Batrachoididae. The record is from RefSeq and is a predicted model, not a curated record. The transcript has 6 exons. Gene Ontology annotation, cellular component: plasma membrane. Bases 374 to 1276 code for a protein of 300 amino acids.